CUUGAUAGAUAACUGGAGUAGCUGUGUAGCUGUGUAGCUGUGCUUAUCGCUCUACUCCGUACUUGCUGCUGUCGCGUGUCGCGUGUCCAUUUCAUUCAGUAGCAGAUAUCCAGAUUGUGUCUUCUGACUGUCUACACCGCACCGUACCUUCGUUGUCGUCGCAUCUACCCAGAUCCCCCCGAAUGGUUUCACAUGUUCAUUGUUACCUUUCCCUUUCUUUUUCCUUCCUCUUUCCCCACUUGAGGUGUUUAAUCUCCUAAUUAUGUUAUUCGAUUGAUUUAUUCGCCUUUUACUUUUUCGUUCCCUUUCUCCCACGCACCUCUUCGCCAACAAUCAUCUCAAGGGAACCCAUGACCUCAAAACUGUAUUUUCUUUUCCAAAACGAUCGGUAGAUGUUGCAUCGUAAUCGCAUUCGCGAACCUCUCGUUAUUCUAGAAUAGCUUGGCUCUCGGGUGCUUUUUGUGGGUACAUGCUUUUACCUACACAGUAUUCGUAUGUCCUCCGUACCUUUUCACCUCACAGACCACCGAGCCACUUUAACUACUGGUUUGCGGCUGAAAAGGAAAAUACACAAUUGGCGACUGUGGCCGUAACCAUAACCGUGUUCGUUCCAACUUCCUCCAUCGAUCGAGUCUCGGGUCUAUUUUACUAUUCCUCUCCCUCUUUCGCUUCAGAUGCUCCAGAAUGGGAGACAGGGAGGUAGCCACAGA
Aaosphaeria arxii CBS 175.79 is the source of this 710-nucleotide messenger RNA. RefSeq lists its product as uncharacterized. Lineage: Eukaryota; Fungi; Ascomycota; Dothideomycetes; Pleosporales. The coding region runs from base 470 to 703 and encodes 77 amino acids. The transcript has a single exon. The record is from RefSeq and is a predicted model, not a curated record.